Molecule: messenger RNA, 780 nt
Organism: Aureobasidium vineae
Lineage: Eukaryota; Fungi; Ascomycota; Dothideomycetes; Dothideales; Saccotheciaceae
Source: the annotation of a GenBank genome assembly
AUGCUUACUAAUAUUGGAAGCUGUUUGAUCAAGCAGAUGCGCGACGAGGAGUUCCUGCCUCGGUCUAUGUUCCGCAUGGAUGAUAUCGUCGAAGUAGGAGGAGCCGUAGUUCGACUAAACAACGGCAAGAACCUUUCACCCAACACCCAGAUCCGUUUCCUGGGCUCAUACUACCCUGCGAUCAUCAUCAAGAUCGUUUACGCCCCUCAAUAUGAGAAGGCGAUGAGUCAGACCAGGCAAGCUAUACAAUGCAUGAACGGCCGUCUUCGCGUCGUGAUCAUCAUCAAGAUCGAGAAAACUUCUACACCACCGACAGCAACCGAGCAACCGGGCAUGCAAAGCGGCCCCGAGUCUAGCAAUACGAUCAUAUCCAAGCAAACAAAGAUGUCUGAGAUCCAUCGAAUCACAGCAACUCUCUUACAGCUAGGAACAACGCACGAUGCGAGACUCGCAAGUACCUUGGGCUUGGAUCCAACACACGACCACGAUCUCGUUGCAAUGUAUAUCCACCAGGAAACAGAAGUCUUUCCACAAGCUACACAGAAGACGUUCGUAUUCGAUUGGCGAUGCAUUUCUCCGGAUCCUUGGCAAUCAACUUCUCCGAUGCCGUACAUCAGCCUGUCCCUGAGUCCUCUCUCCGAGCUAGCUCAGAAAUACAUGGAGGAGGAUUCAGUCAUGGCGGGGCGCUAUCGUACACUUGAUCAUGUCGACUAUGGCCACAAGGUCUACUGGGAGUUCAUUCAGGGCGCUAGCCCGCCUGCCGAACCUUCUCAGGAAUAA